Vicia villosa (hairy vetch) is the source of this 3950-nucleotide messenger RNA. RefSeq lists its product as uncharacterized. Bases 70 to 1440 code for a protein of 456 amino acids. NCBI's taxonomy places the organism in Eukaryota, Viridiplantae, Streptophyta, Magnoliopsida, Fabales, Fabaceae. The record is from RefSeq and is a predicted model, not a curated record. The transcript has a single exon.
AACAGAAGCCUCUAUGUAACCGAAAGCCUGCAAGUAACGCCAUUUCAUUUCCCCUCUGUUACAACCAAAAUGCUUGAGUUCGUGCUGUUCUACAAGAACCCAUUCCUCCACGCAUCACUCUCCAUCACCCUCGCCCUAACCCUAACCUUCUUCCGCAUCCCAAUCCUCUUCCUCUACGCUCUCCAAACCUACAUCCACCCCGAUUCCCAGCCUCAAUCUAAUGGCCUCAAAGCCGCCAUUCGCCGCCCCGGCGUCGACGGUUACCAACCCUUGUCUUCCAAAACCUCCACAGAGCUCAGAAAGAGGAGUAAAGCAAAGGACAAGGUCGAUUUCGAUGAGAGUAAGGCUCAGAUCUUCAGGAUAACGCUCGAUCAGAGUCAUUUGCAGUCUCGUCUUUAUAUCGAUCAGUAUUCCGUUGCUUUUACUGUUUCUUUUAUUGCCCUUUUCUCUAUUUUGCUUCAUAGGUUUUUGGAUUGUGAAGAGGGUAAUGGGUUUUUGGCUAAUGGGGUUUUUGUUCCGGUUUUGUUAUCAAUUUUGAGUCUUUAUACUUGGGGGAUGUUGUUUGUUAAGGUUACGUUUGAAAGAUCUGCGUCGAGGAGGUCGGAGAAGCAGUUGAGUGUUGUUUUUGGGGUUUUGGGGGUUUUCUUAGGGUUGCUUUUUGUUCCUGAGGUUGCUUGUUUGGUUUUGGAGUUUGAUUUUGGGGUUUCUGUUGAUGGGGUUUGGAGGGUUUUGUUGUCUGUGUUAAUGGGUUCUCUUGCUAGUUUCUUGUUCAUUCCUGCUGUGAGAAGUGCGAGAUCUUUUUGGCUUGGGACUGAUCAGAUUUGUUGCAAUUUGUCAAUGAUUACUUGUGGAUUUUAUAACCGUGCGAUUCUUUAUGCGAAUCAAAUCUUGCUUAUUUUCGUGGCUUUUCUGUGGAUUACACCUUUGGCUGAAAGUUUUGUAAACAAAAACUAUAAGGGAGAUAGUGCGACGGGUGGAGUUGGUAAUGCUGAGAGAUUGGUGGGGAAUGUAGGGUUCAUGCCGUCUGAUUUUGCUAACUUUAGGCGGUGGUGUUUGUUGGGAUCGAGUUUGUUGCAGAUUGUGGCUUUAAGGCCUAACCUGCAAAUGUAUCUCAAUGAAGCUUUGUUGUCUUGGUACCAAAGACUUCAUGGUAGCAAGGUUCCUGAUUUGGAUUACAGUAGAGCAAAGAUGUUUUUGCAUAAUCAUUACUUGUGCCUUGUGGUUUUGCAAUUUCUUGGUCCGCCUGUGCUGGUGCUUAUCUUUCUUGGCUUGUCUCAGAUUGACGGUCCUUCCUUUGGAAACUUUCCGUUGGCAUUGCCUGGCUCUGCGUUUUUCAAAGAGGCUGCGUUGUUUUUGGCUUGGUGGGUGACCUUUCUGCAGGCAAUAUAUUCUUCGGCGAUCCUUUUGCUACACCGGCAUUGUAUUUUGUAUGUUUCUUGAACCUUUGUUUUCUAAAGCACAGUUUUAUGUGGCGAGCCUUUUGUUGUAAGCUGAACACAUUUUUAAAAAUUUUGAAAAGAGUCGGAAGAUGAUUCGAUUUAUAGCGUUAGUUUUGCAGGUUAGUCAAUUCAUAUGAUUCUUUAGUUAACUUCAAAACAUUUAGAUAUGACUGAUUUGUAUGUUGCUGUUGUAGUUUUUGGACAUGAGAAUCUUAUACAUUAAACUGACCAUAGAUAGACCAAUUAAUAUCGUAUUUUGCAUUUCCUUCAAAAUUUCAUGCAAAGUUAAGCACACGAUUAUUUAGUUGUUUCAUAUAUUUUCUGGAGACAGUUUUGAAGGCCUUCUUUUAGUUGUUUUCUGUCCUAUUAUAGCAUUACUAUAUCUGUGACAUUAGCUGCUUUGUUUCUUCGCCUAUAUGAGAAAGUGUAUGAAAAAUGGAAAUAUAUGACAGUGUAUGAAAAAUGGAAAUGAAAUCAAGAAACUAUCUGAUGUCCACAAUUAUUUUAACCCCUCUUCAAGAUGAGUGUUAUAAAUUGUUUCAGGAUCUAUGUUAGCUUUACUUUUAAUAUAUUGCAUGCAUGAUAGAAUAGAUUAAUUGCGGUGAAUUUGAGUAAUAAUUAUGAACACUAGAAGUGUAUGUAACCUGAUAUUUAAUUUUGGAAUUGUGUUGAAUAAAUAAACAAAAGAAAAUUUUAUUGGAUUGCGAUAAGAUCUGCGAUUUUGUACGAGAUAGAAUAUUGAGCGGUUAAAAAUUAACACGAGAAUAAAGUAAAUGUAGCAGAGAUAAAGAUGUUGCGUUAAAUGUAUGGUAAGACUAGAGAAGAUAGAAAUAGAAAUGAAAAUGUUAGAGAGUGUUGAGGUAACACAUAUAAUAGAGAGUGUUGAGGUAACACAUAUAAUAGAGAAGACCCAUAGCUUUUGUGUUAAGGAGAGUAGAUCAAGCGGAGAGAAGUCAAACAACUAGAGGUAGAGGAAGAUUUAGAAAGAUUAUAAAAGAAAUUAUAAAGAAAGAUCUCGAGAUUAACGAAAUAAAUAGAAGCGUGAUUUUGGAUAGGAUAUUAUGGCAAAAGUUGAUUCAUGUAGCUAAUUGAUUCCACUUAGUGGGACAAAGCUCAGCUGUUGUGGUUGUUGUUGUUCUUGUAGAUAAAGAAACAAAUAAUUAUCAUAUCUUGGUGAAAAGUUGUAGGUCGAUCAUGAUACUUCUUUAGGGUUUUGGAUUGCCUUUGAGUUUAAGCAUGUGAUGUCAUUUGCCCCAUCCCAGAUUCUAGGAUAUUGGUAACAUGGAUUGUUAGAGGCUUACAUGUGUGAGAAAGUUUGUGGUGUAAAUCCAACCCUGAUUAGCUUAUAUUUUCAUAAUGACACACAAGUCUUUUUCCACUUAUAAAUACUUAUUUGAAUUAAGACAUGCAUGUUUUCUUUGUAUAGCUUCAUACAGUGCUUUGUGUUUUUAAGUAAUACAGCCAUUCAUUUUUAAGUAAUACAUGUGUUGCAAGAUUCUGGCACUUAAAAUAAAUUAGAAAAUCUUGAGAUAAUGCUUUUGAAGGUAUCAUACAUUUUUACCAAUACACUAGUCAUAGUUAAUGAUGAUCUUUGAAGGUUGUAGAUCAUUUUCAAUCUAAUUUCAAACACAUGCUGGAGUUUGGUAGAAACUAAAAUAUGUUGUUCUCAUAUUCAUUAUGUCUUUCAUAUCUAUUAUGUCAUCAGACUUGUUUACACUCUAUCAAUCUUUCUAGUUUCUAAUAUGUUUUCAUUAUGCCCAAGUCAAUUUCUACUUUCGGAAAGAUCUCUUCAAUAGUUUAUUUUGUUCUCCUUUUCAAAAUGACCAUUCUAACAAGGUGUAAAUUAAUAGUAUAGAUGUUGGAUUGAAGAGGGAUUGAUUUCACACACGUAUCAUUCUAUUUGAUAUUGGAUUGUUGGACUCAAAAGAGUUGUUCUGUUCGCUGUAAUUUUUUUUCCAGAGGUUGUUGGUUCGUGAAUUAGUCUAUGUUGGUGGUUGGUUCAUAUACCAUGUUGAAAAGUGAAUGCUCACACUAGACUCUUUUUAGCUAUUUGGUUUCAGUGUCUGUAAGAACAUGUUUGCUGGAUAGUGUCUCGUGUGCGUGCUUUUACUUUAGUUGUUGAGAAAAACUUGCAUGAAUAUGAAUUAAAACCUUUAGUGUUAGAAACAGCUAAUAAGAAUAGAAAAAAUUUAAAUUUAUUUAAUAUUUAAUUUAUUUUUUUAAUUGGAUUCUGGAGGUGGUUGUGUGAUAAUGUUGGAGAGACAAAAAUUUAUUUAUUAUUUUUAAUUAAUAUAAAAUUGUGAUUGGUUGUUUAUAAAGCCACGUUUUCAUGCAAAUAAUUUUCUUUUUUGUUUUAAACAAAAAAUCACUUUUGAUGUUUUUAUCUAUUUGUAUACCCUUCUAAAAUAAUUUUGUGGUUUGACUGAGUUAGGUUUAUGGUCCUAGUUUUUGUAACUUCUUUGUUUAAUUUAUAGAUAUUUGGCUUAAAAUUUUUUAUAGCGGUUUGAAUAU